GCUUUUCUUUCCUGCGGCAGGAGCAGCAGGAGUUCAACCUGGACACUUUGAAGAAGAAACUAUCUGCUACAAAUUGAAACUGACAUGCUUAUCCACUUCCGCCGACACAUUUGAAAUCCAACUUAUUGUCAUUGGAGGAAAACAUUCCCCAGUAAUGACAAUGUUGGGUAUGUACGUGCCAGACAGAUUUUCCCUGAAAUCGUCAAAGGUCCAGGAUGGAAUCGGUCUGUACACGGCGAGGCGGGUGAAAAAGGGAGAAAAAUUUGGCCCCUUCGCAGGCGAGAGGAAGCUGCCCAAUGAGCUGGAUGAAAGCUCGGACACCAGACUCAUGUGGGAGGUGCGUGGCAGUAAAGGAGACGUGCUGUAUAUUCUGGAUGCGAGUAACCCACGCCAUGCCAACUGGCUGCGGUUUGUCCAUCAGGCGCCGUCACAGGAGCAGAAGAACUUGGCAGCCAUACAGGACGGAGAGAACAUCUUUUACCUGGCUGUGGAUGACAUAGAGACAGACACAGAGCUCCUGAUUGGCUACCUGGACAGUGACAUGGAGGAAGAAGAGGAGGAGGAAGAGGAGGAGGACAUCAGAGACGAAGAUGAAAACAGUAAAGAUGCCAAGCAUCUUGUUAAAAUGGAGCUGGUCAUAAAGAAGGAAGACCACCCCUGCUUGCUGUGUGAGAGCAGUUUUCCCAGCGAAGAGAUCCUGGCGGCCCACCUUCAGAGUCUGCACCAGAGGCCCAGCACGGAGGAGAAGGAGUUCAAAUGCAAAAACUGUGGCAAGAGGUUCCCCAUCAAACAGGCUCUGCAGCGCCAUGUUUUGCAUUGUUCUGAGUCACUGGAUCCAUCAGGUGACUCUAAAGCUCACCAGUGCUCGCUGUGCCACAACACAUUCAGCUCUGAAUCCAGUUUUGAGCAGCACAAGGAAGCGUGUAAAGGAGACGCUCGGUUCAUCUGUAAAGCAGAGAGCUGCGGCAAAAGAUUCAAAAGCAAGGACGCCCUGAAGAAGCAUAAAGGAAAUGUUCACACAGGAAGUGCACGGCGGAAGCUGACGUGCAACAUAUGCAACCGAAAAUGCUCCUCCUCUCUGAAUCUGCAGCAACACAGAAAGGUACAUGAAAUAUUUGAAUGCCACGCGUGUGACAAGAAGUUCAUUUCUACAAAUCAGCUGAAACGCCACAUGAUCACACACUCGGAGAAGCGACCGUACACCUGUGAGAUCUGCAGCCGCUCGUUCAAGCGUCUGGACCAGGUGACGGCUCAUAAGAUCAUCCACAGCGAGGACAAACCGUACAAAUGUAAACUGUGUGGGAAAGAGUUCGCUCACCGCAACGUCUACAAGAACCACAAGAAGACACACUCUGAGGAGAGACCCUUCCAGUGUGAGGAGUGCAAAGCUCUGUUCAGGACCCCCUUCUCUCUGCAGCGUCACUUACUCAUCCACAACAGUGAGAGGACAUUCAAGUGUGACCAGUGUGAUGCCACCUUCAAGAGGAAGGACACGCUCAACGUGCACAUCCAGGUGGUGCAUGAUGGUCAUAAGAAGUACAAGUGCGACCUGUGUGAGAAGGCCUUUGUAACACCGUCUGUCCUCAAGAGCCACAAAAAGACUCACACGGGGGAGAAGGAGAAGAUCUGCCCGUACUGUGGACAGAAGUUCGCCAGCAACGGCACGCUGAGGGUCCACAUCCGCAGCCACACAGGUGAGCGUCCAUACCAGUGUCCGUACUGCGACAAAGCGUUCAGCAAGAACGAUGGCCUGAAGAUGCACAUCCGCACACACACUCGCGAGAAGCCGUAUAAAUGCAGCGAGUGCAACAAAGCCUUCAGCCAGAAACGAGGGCUGGACGAGCACAUGAGGACCCACACAGGAGAGAAACCUUUCCAAUGUGACGUGUGUGACCUGUCAUUCAGCUUGAAGAAGAUGCUCAGCAGACACAAACUCACACACAACCCAAACCGGCCCAUGGCAGAGUGCCAGCUGUGCCACAAGAAGUUCACCAGGAACGACUACCUCAAAGUGCACAUGGAGAACGUCCACGGAGAAACGGAGAGCUAGAGACCGUUAUCGCAGCACGGGGCUGGAAAUGUUAUCUGAUGCCUCUGAUACAGUCCAUGCUGCCUGCAUGGCCUUUACAUACUGUAUAUACAGAUGGAUAGAUAGCAGAUACUCUCUUAUUAAAGAUACAUACAUGUGGAAAUGGAAAACAUUUGGGCGCGUAUUUCCUGAUUGAAACAUGGCUGUACAUUUGUUUUUAAGAUAUUGUUAAAGAUAUGUUUGAGCAGAGCCGCUGUGUCUGCUCACUGAAUGUCUGACCUUUAGUUUUACUCUCUAACCAGUUUGUCACAAUCUGACCUCUUCCUCUAAUAUUUUCUCAACUUUCUGAACCCCUAACACCAUGGAUGGAUUCUGACACAAUGAGCUCCAGGGCAAAGUCACACCCCAGCUGUCCUUUUGGAAAACGUCUUGUUGUUGUCUCUCUUGUGCAUCACUUUAUAGUAUCUGUUUUGCAUGCCUUCAUUUCUUUUUUUCAUCUCUGUAGCCGUCUUUGCCUCUCUUUGUAGCUGUUUGUGUCCUUAUGUUCGUCUGUCUUAUCUUUCAGCUUGUUUAGCAUGUUUUUAAGUUAUGUGUUUGUUUUGUAUUUAUUUUUAUGUCUUAUACGUUGAAUUGUUUCCUUGUUCUUGUUGUGCAUCUCUUUUACUUUUAAUCUGUGCUUUAACUGUGUGCUCGUUAGUAUCUCUUUUGUAAAUCUUUGUUCAUCCUUAAUAUUGUGUCUGUUUUUUGUCCUUCACGUCGAUUUGUAGAUUUACUGCCUUUUAACAUUUUUGUUGUUUGUUUGUUUCUCUCUGUAGUUGUUUUCUGCUUUGGGCUCAUUUUAAUCUUACUUUGUGAUCUUUUCUGUCUUUUUUGUUUUCCUUUUGAUUUUCAUGAGUCUUUGUUGUCAUUUGUCCAUCUUAAUGAGUUUCUGUAUCUUCUUGCUUAUUUAUGUCGUUGUAUUGACUUUCCAACAACACAUGUCGUAAUGCUGUAAUCAGAGAUCCUGAUCCAGGGCUCUCUUAUCAUUUUUGUUCCCUUGGCCUGCUCAGUAAUCCAUCCAUACCUGGGACCAAAGACCUUUCAGUGCCUUUCACUAAAACCUGUAGGAUUCUUACAUGUUUACACUUUACUGUUACAUUCACACCUUUGUCUCCAAACGUCUUGGAGAUUUGGACUGUGAUGUAAGUUUAUUAUAUCAAAUAGAAGAAGUGCUACAGGAUGAUGUUACAGGAGAUGUAGAGGGAGAAGUGGAGCUAUGAAAACAAAUCUGUGCAGCUACAAAAUCUAAAGGUGCUAACAAACACAAUGCAUACAUGAUGCACGAGUUCUAGAGGACUACAAAGUAUUAUUAAACCUUGCUCAGUCUUUUUAAGAUAAACAUUUCUUAUGAACUAUCAAUUGAAAUGUAUCAUUGAUUCUCAGAUUUUCCCCUAAAUUAAAGAAACCAUGUUUUUAUUUGAAGGUGUAAUCUGGUUGACAGAUGUACUUAUUUGAGUGCAGAUGAAUAACUUCAUCCUUUCCCUGACCUGUUUGGGCUUGAAGUGUUUUACUGUUUCUGUGUCACAAACUGUUACAAAGAAUCCAAAGUACUGUGUGUUGACUUUUUCAAUGAAUUGUUCAGCAUGUUUUCAUAUGAACGGGCCCGGGUUAUUGUGCCUUACAGUAUGUGUUUACAUUGUUCUUAAUAACCCGAUUUGUUCAGCACACUAUUUCAUGUUUUUGAAUGGAAGUGCAAUUCUGUCUGUUUUAAAAACCCAUUCACUUCU
Labrus mixtus (cuckoo wrasse) is the source of this 3795-nucleotide messenger RNA. RefSeq names its product PR domain containing 5 (gene prdm5). NCBI's taxonomy places the organism in Eukaryota, Metazoa, Chordata, Actinopteri, Labriformes, Labridae. The coding region runs from base 155 to 2050 and encodes 631 amino acids. Gene Ontology annotation, molecular function: transcription cis-regulatory region binding; protein binding. The record is from RefSeq and is a predicted model, not a curated record. The transcript is spliced from 16 exons.